Molecule: messenger RNA, 1369 nt
Organism: Helianthus annuus (common sunflower)
Lineage: Eukaryota; Viridiplantae; Streptophyta; Magnoliopsida; Asterales; Asteraceae
Exons: 5
Coding region: 256-1314 (352 amino acids)
Source: RefSeq, a predicted model, not a curated record
GUUUUUUUUUGAAGGAAUGGCCGAUGUUGCACGAUCACACGGGGGGACGGUGGGAACGAACGUCCUAAUCGGAAUUCAAAACGGAUCCGGACAGGUUGCGAGUCAUCACAAUCUAAGAAAACACGUGGAAAGGCGAACAACAAAAAAUUAUAUAUUAAAUUUAGAAACAACAAAAAUCAGCCACUACCCGUUGAGAUUAGUAUAAGGGGGGGUCAGUAUAAAUUUGUCGGAGAUAAUGCCCAGGAUAUUAUACGGAUGAUAUCAAAUGAAGUUGCAAGGGUUGCUCCUUUUUAUCACCGUACUUGGCAGCGUGUUCCAGAUGAAACAAAAAGAGAUAUAUAUACCACAAUUUAUCAAUAUUUUGAUCUUGUUUCGUUUGAAGACACAAGUGAGUGGCCAGGUGUACAGCUCGGAAUUCAGGCCGAGUGUCAAAGAAGCUACUCGACACGGAAAUCGAAAUAUAAGUCACAUUAUGAUACAUAUGAAGAUGUUGAAACUGCAAAGAAUAAUCCGCCGGACGACUUUGCAUCUGAACCAGAAAGGUGGAUUGAGAUUAUUGAUCGGUUGUACCAAGAUCCGAGAUAUAUAAACCAAUGUGAAAAAAACAGACAAAAUAGAACAAAAUUGCGCUAUACAAGUUAUCAUGGAACUCAGUCAUAUGCGCAAAAACGACAUAUGCGGCUGCCCGGGCACACAAAUCCUAUUGAAGGUUUUAAAUCAUCCCACAGGAAAGAAGACACGGGAUGGGUAAACGAGACCGCAUCAUUGGACCAUGAAAAGAUUCUAGCAGAAGCUCGAAGGAUGGAACGUGAUGUUGGUGAUUUAUCACCAAAUGAUCAAAUUGAAUGUAUGAAAAACGCUCUAGGGGAAAGGCAUGGUCAUAUAAAAGGUGUUGGACAUGUGGUGAGAAAGCCAACCCCGGAGGUGUCCUCAGGUAGACAACUCACCCCACGAGAAUAUUGGCAACAAAAUGUUGGUAAUGUAAUUGAAGAAAAUAUUGCAAAACGAGUGGAAGAACAAGUACAAAGAAAUGAACAAGAGUUUCAUAGACGAGUUGAAGAGCAAGUUCAAAGACAAGUUAACCAACAAUUGGCACAAUUGCAAGAAGAGAUGCGGCAACAAUUUAACCAACAAUUGGAAAAAAUUACAAGUACUUUUAAAAGAAAGGAGCAAGUUAUAAAUAGACAAUUUCGACUUCUACCUGGUAAUCGUGGUGAUAGUAGUGGUAGGCGUGAUUAUAGGGGUGAUAGUAGUGGUAGUCGUGAUGGUAGUGGUAGUCGUGAUGGUAGUGGUGAUGAUGAAGAUGAUGGUUAGCUACUUAGUUUAGUUUGUGUUAUGUUGGUAUGUGAUUUAGAUUACUUUGUUUUGU